Molecule: messenger RNA, 675 nt
Organism: Sitophilus oryzae (rice weevil)
Lineage: Eukaryota; Metazoa; Arthropoda; Insecta; Coleoptera; Curculionidae
Gene: RpL21
Product: 60S ribosomal protein L21
Exons: 3
Coding region: 156-635 (159 amino acids)
Biological process (GO): translation
Cellular component (GO): ribosome; cytosolic large ribosomal subunit
Molecular function (GO): structural constituent of ribosome
Source: RefSeq, a predicted model, not a curated record
CCUGACAGACGCUUAGGUGAAGAUUCAUAAACACUUAGCCGUAGCGGCCGUAGCAGCUGAGGCCUUCUGGGACUGCAGCUCAAGUUUAAAAAUAAAAAAGAAGAGGAAGCCAUUUUCUUUUUCUUUCACCAUCGUGGAAUUGGCAGAAAACGAAAAUGACUAACUCAAAAGGUUAUCGUCGUGGUACGAGGGACUUAUUCUCCCGCAAAUUUAAGAAGCGUGGAGUUAUCCCUCUCUCCACAUAUAUGAAAGUCUACAAAAUUGGUGAUAUUGUAGACAUUAAAGGAAACGGUGCAGUACAAAAGGGCAUGCCCUACAAAGCUUACCAUGGCAAGACUGGUCGUGUAUUUAAUGUAACAGCUCACGCCUUAGGUGUUAUUGUAAACAAAAGGGUUCGGGGUAAAAUUAUCCCCAAAAGAAUCAACAUCCGCAUUGAGCAUGUUAAUCACUCAAAAUGCAGACAGGACUUUUUAGAAAGAGUGAAACACAAUGAAAAGCUAAGGAAAGAAGCUAAAGAAAAGAACGUUAAAGUCAACCUGAGGAGACAGCCUGCACAACCUAGAGGUGCACACAUUGUAAGUGGAAAGGACGGUUCAAUUGAUUUGGCUCCUAUUCCAUACGAAUUUAUUGCCUAGGUUUUAAUUUUUGACUUAAUAAAAAGAUAAAAAAAUCAAA